Molecule: messenger RNA, 702 nt
Organism: Cordyceps fumosorosea ARSEF 2679
Lineage: Eukaryota; Fungi; Ascomycota; Sordariomycetes; Hypocreales; Cordycipitaceae
Exons: 1
Coding region: 1-702 (233 amino acids)
Source: RefSeq, a predicted model, not a curated record
AUGCUCAGCACCAUCUUCACCACCGUCUCCGUCCUGGCCGUCGCCGCCUCCGCCUCGCUCGCCGAGCGCGACGCCGCCGCCGCCGCCGCCGCCGCCGUCACCGUCACCAACACCGUCACCGUCACCAGCUGCCCAGCCGCCGUCAGCGACUGCGCCGCCGCCACCCGCUACAUCACCGUGCCCUGCGGCGCGGAGGCCGCCACCGUAGUCUCUGGCGCCCUUCCUCCUGCCGGUGCCACUGGCGCCCCCGCUGGCCCUCCCGGUGCCACUGGCGCCCUCGCUGGCCCUCCUGAUGCUAGCGGUGCCCCUGCUGGUCCUCCCGGUGCCAACGCCGGCCCUGCUGGUCCUCCCGGUGCCAACGCCGGCCCUGCUGCUCCCUCCGGUGCCAGCGGCGCCUCCGCUCCGCCCGCUCCCACUGGUAACGCACCCGUCGGACCCGCCGGACCCGCCGGACCCAACAAGAUCCCCGGCGCCCACAACGGCACCGCCUUGGAGAGCCAGGGCUGCCCGGCUUACGGCUGCGGCACCGGCCUGCCCAUCGCCACCCCGGCCGUGGCCCCCAAGCCCUCCCACCAUCCCGCCGUCAGCUCCGCCAAGGCUACCCCCUCGGGCCCGCCUCUCGUCGUCAGCGCCGCCGUGGCCAACUCGGUCUCCUUGUCCGCCGGCGUCGCCGUCCUCUUCGCCGCCUUCUCCCUCUUCUAG